Molecule: messenger RNA, 2000 nt
Organism: Fomitopsis serialis
Lineage: Eukaryota; Fungi; Basidiomycota; Agaricomycetes; Polyporales; Fomitopsidaceae
Product: YL1 nuclear protein-domain-containing protein
Exons: 6
Coding region: 140-1636 (498 amino acids)
Biological process (GO): chromatin remodeling; regulation of DNA-templated transcription
Cellular component (GO): nucleus
Molecular function (GO): ATP-dependent H2AZ histone chaperone activity
Source: RefSeq, a predicted model, not a curated record
GGAAGACGGCGCGAUCGAGCGCCUCAGAGUCCGGUGUUCGUCAACGCGCGUGUCUCACGCGCCUCUCCUCUUCAAGCUCCCGCCACUCGCGCGGUCCUCCUCGCAUCCCUGCAGCAGUACUACUUACAACGCGCUGAUCAUGGCAGAACACGAUGACUCGCUCGUCAUGCGCAGGCCAAAGCGGAGCACUGCUGGUAACAGGAUGGAGGCGGCUUUGGCUGAAUUUCGCGCGGAAGAUGUUGGCGUAGACGUGGAAGAAGACGUUGACUUUGUCGUUGAGAAAGACGAACAGGAUGCCUUUGGUUCUGACUUCGAGAGCACCGACGAAGAGGAGGCUCAAGAGGACACCAAUGGUUUGGAGGAGAGGAAGGCUUGGGAGGAUGAAAGACGGUCUCGCAAGACCGCUCGUUCCAAAUUGGACAGGGUAACUGCCGCCGCGCAUGCGCGCCACAAGGCCACUUUCAAUCCGCAGCUGGAAUACCAGCAGACGAGGGAACGUGACGGUAGCAAAGUGAAGAGGAGGGUGUCCAUGGGUUCGGUCAUCGACGCGGAAACGGGAGAAGUUGUAGAGGGGACUAAGAGACAUAGUCGGAGAUCGCACACGAUGCAGAAUACAUCAGAGACUGCCAGCCGCAUGAAAGACGCAGAAGUGAAGAAGUCUACAGUACCAAAGAAAGCAAAGACCCCCGAACGACUGCCGACUCAACGUGAGCUCAUCGAGCGUGCGCUGAAGAUGGAGGAAGGCAACAUCAAAGAACAUCGCGAGUAUCUCAGCACGGAAGAAGAGAAGCGCAAGAAAGCGCGUCUCGUGCGCACCGCCGUGCAGGGACCUCUCCUGCGGUGGAUCAGCAAAGCGGAAGAGGUCACCGUGCGAGUCGAGCCUCCGCCCCCCGCACCGCCGUCAUACACAUAUGCCCAUGCUGCAUAUCCGUACUACCCGCCGCCGCCGCCGCCUCCUCCACAGAGUACGCGCUCGCCGGCGUCGAAUGCUGCACCAAGAUCGUACUUACAUGUGUCAGCUUCAUAUCAUGCCGACCUCCAGAAAUCUGAUCCUUCGGCUACUCCCCAGUCACAACCUCAAUAUCCUACGUACUCUGCGGACUACCACACACAAUAUUCACCGCCGGCUCCGUCUCAUCCGCAGGCUCCAUCCUCUGCACCAUACACACAUCCGGCCUCGCAAUAUGCUUCUCAUCCAGAGCCCCAACAAACGCCUUCGACAUCGUACUCGCAGUCGGCUCAGUAUACACACCCGUACUACUACUACCAUCAGCAAUAUGCGCAGCCACAAGUGGCCCCUAGCCCCGCGGAGCCCAUAGAGCGGACAGAAAAGGUCACGAAGAACUACGUCAUACAUGAGCUGUCGCAGCAAGAGAAACAGCGCCCUCCGUGGCACUCGACCAUGAAGGUGAUGUUCGGGGACCAUGUCAAAUGGGAAGAGCUGAGGGUAUAUACGUCGAAAGGGAGACCUUUAUCUCGACCUGUGCUACGCUGUCCAAUCACUGGGAAGGUGGCGAUUUACCGCGACCCUCGAACGAACGUGCCGUUUGCAGACGUUGCUGCGUAUGAGACGUUGACCAAGGUCCUGGAGCACGAGUACGUAUGGAACGACAGCCUAGGCUGUUAUGUUGGCUAGGGCUUGUCGCUGGCGUUGCGUUUCUCCGCUGUUGAAAUGCGUACAUGCAGCACAUCUAUUGGUCGAUUUUCUUCUGUUGUGAUGCUAUCCUGAUUCCUGAAUCCAUUGAACACGGCUUAUUCACAGAACAGCGGUCGUUGAGUACGUUGAGUUGACGUUGAGUCUGUCGGCGUCGACGUCACGUACCACGUGACUUACAGAGUCGCGUCGCGUCGCGAGUCCCGACGCCGACGCCAACAUUCUUAGCUCUUUCCCACAAAUACUCUCUACCGGAACUCUUCUACCUGCUCUCAACUCGCGAUAGAAUAUGUCUGAACAACUGCAGCUCACCACGGCCUGGAACUCAUCUUCCCGCCCAGCAACG